Molecule: messenger RNA, 3731 nt
Organism: Camelus dromedarius (Arabian camel)
Lineage: Eukaryota; Metazoa; Chordata; Mammalia; Artiodactyla; Camelidae
Gene: CEP126
Product: centrosomal protein 126
Exons: 9
Coding region: 244-3441 (1065 amino acids)
Biological process (GO): cytoplasmic microtubule organization; mitotic spindle organization; non-motile cilium assembly
Cellular component (GO): centrosome; midbody; ciliary base
Source: RefSeq, a predicted model, not a curated record
GGGUCGCUGCCGCCACCUCUGCCACUGCCAGACAAGGUCGCCGCCGCCGCGGCUGCCGUCGCCACCCCAGCCACGAGCGCCGCUGUGCGGGAAGCAGAGCUGCCGCGGCCAUCCCUCCCUCGCCAGUGACGCGGGGCCUGGGAGACGGAGUGCGGGAGGGGCGGCGGCGGAGGAGGAGGAGAAGCCCUAGCUGCCAUGAGGGAGGCGCCGGGCGCGAGCCGGGAGGCGGCGCGGAGGUGAAGGAUGCUGGCCGGGAGGCCCGGAGCCCGGAGCGCGGUGGCAGAGCUGGGCGCCGAAUCCUCGGACUCCCGCGUCCGAGCCCCGCUCAGCCCUCGGCUGAGCGGCGCGCGUCACCGACCUGGCGCUUACCUAGAUAUGAAAAUCCAUUUAGAGAAAAAUUUAGAAGAAGAACGCCAAAUAUUAUUGCAGCAACAAAAAAUAUGUCGAAAUCGAGCACGUAAAUAUUUUGUGGAGUCAAACCGGAGAAAAAAAGCUUUUGAAGAGAAACGAAAAGAACAAGAAGAAAAAGAACACCAAAUCAGAGAACAAAUACUUCAACAAAGGAAGCAGAAGUUUGAAGAAGUCACUGAAAAAUUCCAGCGUGCCCAUAUUCCUCUUUCACAGAGGAGGAGAGCAGUUUUUCAAAAACCAGUUCCUCCAUUAGAAGAGGCCCUCAAACAAAUUCAGGAAUCCGACUUAAAACCAGAAGUAAACCUUCCCUCUUCCCACAGACCAAUAAUAAACUGGAGAACUAUAGAUAAUACCUUACCUUCAUCAUUGUCAAAAAAUGAUCACAAGCAUCAGAAACAUCUCGUAUCCAAAAUCAAUUGUGAUAAAGAAAUGAAGGAAAACAGCAAGGCAAACUUGACUGCUAACAAAGAUGCAUUUCAGCUUAAACUGGAGGAAACUCAGAAACUCCUAGAAGAUCAUCAUCUAAGCAGUUUGCAAAAAUUUUGUGAUGAAGUUAAUCAGAUAACAAAUUCUGAAACCCUCUCAAGUAUAGACAGUCUUGAGGCUGGGGAACAUGAAGAAAUAUAUUUAACUCUUAAUGAGGAGACUUCCACAUCAAUCCAGCAGCAGAAUUCUGUUUCUCUCAAAUUAGCAAAUCUGCAAUCAGCUAAUCUAAGCUGCUUUGAUGAAGAUAAACUGUCAUUCUGUAAAACUCAACAUAUAAAUAAUUGGCUUAUAAAUGUAGAUGAUCCACAUACUCAGACUGUCACGCCUUUCUCAGAUAUUUUAAGUGAACCUAAUGCUCUACCUUCAUGUGAAUGUUUAAAUAGCAAAGGACAAAAUCCAUCUCUUCUGAGUAGAACUGUGGAAAGAACCACAAAUACUGCUAAUAAUUCAGUAGCCUUUGUACAUAGUCCACCCGCAUUUGCACAAGAUAAAAAAAGCAAAAAGACCCCUGAAACUAGUACUGUGAGGAUAACUGACUCCUCUUCUGGAGCAUUCAAAAGGGAGAGACCACUGGUUACUGAGAGCCCAGCAUUUAAAUUCAGCAAAUCCUGGACCACUCCAGAUUCUCUAACCCAGGAAAUGGCUGCAAUUUCUGAUGAAGAGAAAUAUUCUGAAUUAACUCAAGAAACUAGAACUACUUCAGCUCCCACUUCAUUUGUACCUGUGGCAACACCUUUAGUUUUGCCAUCUAGCACACAAUCAGCCAGGCCUUUACCAAAGAACAGUACACAUAUAAAAGAAGUCGACCCGGUGCAGUGUUCUGAUAAGUUAGGAGAAUUGAAAGACAUUAAAGAUGAAAAGGUAAAAUAUGUUCAUUGUAAUAAGGAAGAGUUGCCUUUAUUUUCAGAUGAUUUUCAAGCCACCUGCAUACCUCACAACUCUGAUUCGAAAGAUGCAAAACAGAAAAUAGCUGAAACAUCAACAUCACCGUCUCAUGUAAUUUCUGAUUGUGACUCAGUCGGUCAGCACAAGAAAAUGAAAUAUAAUAUUCACGAGAGAAAUGGCGUGAGGUUUCUCAAAAGUAUUUUAAAGAAAGAAUCUAAAUACGAACAUGAUUAUUUUAAGGCACUAAUUACAAACCAAGGCUUCAAGUUAGGAAAUCAAAAAGCAGCAGGUAUCAGAGAUAGUAUUGAAUUAACAAAAGAAAGAGGGAAAAGUGCAGAAAUACCAAAGACUAUGAAAAAACUGAGGUGGUUCGAUGAAACUGGAGAUAUGGGGAAAAAUGCUGAAGAUAAACAUUCUUUGCAGAAUAGAGUAGGAAUAUUGCAACAGUGGUCUCAACCAUUCCACAUUCAAACUAAAAGCGGUACUGCUAGCAACAUGGCGAGUGUUCCUGCUUGCGCUGUAAAUUCUGCUGAUAGAGAAAUGCCCAAGGAUGAUGUUCUCUCUGAAAAUGUCACUGCUUUAGGAAGAUCUCGAAUAGACCAUGUGCCUUUGAACUGUUUUAUACCUUCAGAUUAUAAAAUUGCUAAGCAAGCCUGGCCAGCCUCAAAGAAAGAGGAGAGUAAAUCCCCUGUACAUAGUGGUGAUGCUAAAAGUCAGAAAGCGAAUCCACAAAGAGGCGGAGCCAAAGUAAUUAGAAGAACAAGAUCUGCUAAAGUCCAAUCAGGCUUUACAUAUACGAACAGAAAAGGCACUGUUGUUCGACCACAGUCUGCGAGGAAAGCCAACACAUUUUUACAAGCUCAGGAUAAAUUAAUUGUGCCUCAUCCUCCUCCUAAAUCUCCAUUAAAUGUUAAGAGUUGUAAAAAUACACACGUAUCUCAGUAUCAAUCAGUAAGGCCUGAAAAUUCUCAAACCAUUAGUACAUACAACUGUUUUAAUUCAAAACAUGUGCUUUCAACAGAACACAAGUUGAAUCAGUGGAAUCAAGAAAGUAGUCUUCCACUGUCACAGGUCGGUUCUGACUUAGUCACUGUGACGCCAUCUCUACCACAUUGUUCUUCUGAGUGCCAAACUUCAGCAAAAACAAAUCAUUCAAAUGGCACUCAAACGGUUGCCCAGCAAGAUGCGACGUUAUAUUGCUCCCAAAGAUGUCCGACAUAUGAAGAAAGCCAUCCCUCUGUGACUCUUAGAACUACUAAAGAAGACUCUGUUCCCUUGUGGAAAAGACAUCAUAAUAUUCUGGGUCAAAAUAAGGUUGCUGUUUCAGGCAGUACUUCUGAAUUUUUGAUGGCUGAAAACCUAGUGGAAGCUUCAGUGCCUGAGGAUGAAAUUCUAACUGUCCUGAACAGCAGGCAACUACAGAAACCAAACCUGGCUUUCAGUCAGAUCCAGCGAUUUGACAUCUGUGCACUAUCUGCUGAAGAACAGAAGAUCCUGCAGUCCCUUAAUCGUCUCAAUGAAAGGUUGUACUAUGUACAAGAAACCAUUUGCAAAAAUCCAUCCAUCAAAAGUACUUUACAAAUAAUACCACUCUUGAACAGCCAGCCAAGGACCAGUCUAUCUCCUGAUGUCGGAUCCAGAUCACAGCGAAAAUACUAAAGACGUGUAACAGUUGCUGUUACAUGGAAGAAUUAUUUUUGAGAAUGUCCUGUAAAUAUAUUAUAUAUUUCUGCAUUUGUUAAUUAUUAAAACACUAUAACCAUAAAAUAGAAAUAAAUCAUAACAUGGGCAAUGGAGAUAAAUUGACCAGUUUACAUUUAUGCUACCAAUUACACUUUAUUAUAUAUUUUAUUGAUAAGUACAUUUUUAACAAAUGGAAAUACUUCACUGUUUUUCAUGAGAAUGCUACUGGAAAUAAAUUCAUUAUAUUUAAAAAUAAAACAGAAGAU